Molecule: messenger RNA, 2665 nt
Organism: Punica granatum (pomegranate)
Lineage: Eukaryota; Viridiplantae; Streptophyta; Magnoliopsida; Myrtales; Lythraceae
Source: RefSeq, a predicted model, not a curated record
AAAUUUCCAUCUUUCUUUUCCCUCCCCUCCCCCCUUUCCCUUGCUGAGUGAAAUCCAUGUCACUAUACAUCUCCACGACCGGCAAUGGCCGGCGCUCCCACCCUUCGUGUCACCGUCUCCUUCCUUGAGUCCUUGACCUCAGCGGCUCCGGCCCUCCGUCUCCCUCCCUGACCUCCAUCCCUUCCUGCUGCCGGGCCCCCUAUGCUACACACGGCCGGAGUCCUGCGAUUUGUUUCUAUUCUUCUUCUUCGUCUUCAGUCUUCUCUGGUCAUACGUAGUUUGUUCGUAGCUAUUUCUGUUUCAAUGAGACCCAAUUUUGAUUUCCAAGCUCCAUGGGGGUGAAGAAUGGCGAAAUGGGGGCUUGAGAUUGGAUACUGUUCCUUGAGGGUAGGAGCCGAUGAAUAUGUCUCUGAGGACUUUCAUCAAACAGUUCUCGCGCAGGGUAUACUCUUUCAAUCCCUUGCCUCUCGCCCGGACUCUUGCUUCACUGUCAAUGCUUGCCCCUCCAAGGCACCAGAAGCAAGUUGUUCAGGACCCCUAUUCUCUCCUCAAAGAAGACCCAAUUCAGAUAGUCUCCUCCUUGUGGGUCAAAUCCUUCUCUUCACCUCCUGACACUGCGUUCCCGAACCUCACCGGCUUCCUCACCAAGUUCGAUCUUUGGGUCCUUGCGUACCAGCGGGCCUGUGCUCACUUCACAGGCACGUUCCCUCCUCGGAAUGCCAUCCACUUGCAGACCCUUUGCGCCCUUCUGUCUCUUCGGGACUCGGUCCUCCACCACCAGUUCUCGUGGAACGACAAAACCCAACCGCUCAUUCGAAGCCCAUACGAUAAACAUGACAAGAAACCCAUUUCCAAGACCAAGCUCAGGGCCCUUUUGGAAUCCGAUGAACCGUGUUUCCAGGAUAGGGUAGUUCAGGAGGUCCUGUUGAUGGUUCUCGAACCGUUUUUUGAGGCUCGGUUCUCUGCCAAGUCUCAUGCGUUCCGACCUGGGAGGAGUGCCCACACAGUCAUUAGGACUAUCAGGAGCAAUUUUGCCGGGUAUUUGUGGUUCUUGAGAGCAGAUAUGUCCGAGAUUCUUGAGAAAGUGGACUCGAUGGUGGUGAUGAGUUGUUUGGAGAAAGCUAUCAAGGAUAGAAGAGUACUGACUUUGAUCAAUUCCGCUCUGAGGGAACCAGUCAGAAUCCAGUUUCGUCGAGAUGCCAAUGAGAAAUUGAGAAGGAAGAAACGAGUGUCCACAAAGAAGAAGAUAUUGAAUGAGCAUGAGCCAAAACCAGAUCCAUAUUGGCUUCGUACGUUCUUUGAGUUUGCACCCGAAGAGGCUGCUAAGGUGCCCAGUUACGGGUCUUGCGGCAUUUUGAGUCCUUUACUUGCUAACAUUUGCCUGAAUGAAUUGGACCAUAUGAUGGAGGAGAAGAUCGUUGAGUUUUUCAUGCCCUCUAAGCUUGAUUCAAUAUGGAAGACCUCGAUUAAUGAUGGGUCCCAUAAUCCAGCUUGGCCGGAGUUCGUACCAUCAAGUGGGAAAGAGAAGACAAGAAAGAUGGAUUACAUUCGUUACGGAGCCCAUUUCUUGGUUGGUAUUCGUGGGCCCAGAGACGCGGCUGUGCAAGUUAGGAGGGAAAUUGUUGAGUUUUGUGAGAGAGAGUUCGGGUUGAGGUUGGAUAACUCGAAGGUGGAGAUAGAGCACAUCAGCAGAGGAAUUCGGUUCUUGGAUCAUAUAAUUUGUCGCCGAGUUAUCCAUCCGACUCUAAGGUAUACAGCUUCUGGGGGAAAUAUCAUGAGUGAGAAAGGUGUGGGGACUCUUCUCUCAGUUACCGCUUGUCUUCAACAGUGCAUUCGCCAGUUCAGGAAGCUUGAGCUCCUCAAGGGUGAUAAGGAUCCAGAGCCUCUGCCUUGUAAUCCGAUGCUGUACUCGAGUCAAGCGCACACGAAUGCUCAGAUGAAUAAGUUCCUUGAGACCAUUGCUGACUGGUACAGAUUUGCAGACAAUCGUAAAAAAGUUGUUGGCUUCUGUGCAUAUAUUGUUCGAAGCUCUCUUGCUAAAUUAUAUGCUGCUAGGUACAGACUAAAAUCUCGUGCUAAAGUGUAUAAGAUUGCUUCACGCAAUCUAAGCCGUCCAUUGAAGGAGAGCAGUAACAAUUCUGCCCCAGAAUAUUCAGAUCUUUUGAGGAUGGGACUGGUUGAUGCAAUUGAAGGAGUUCAAUUUUCACACAUGUCCCUAAUUCCUUCAUGUGAUUACACUCCAUUUCCUAGGAACUGGGUCCCAGACCAUGAGAGGGUCUUGAGGGAGUAUAUCAAAUUGGAGGACCCAAAGGUCUUCUGUAAUCUGCGAAGGGAAAUCAAGAAUCGGGGUCUGAGUGUGCCUCAAGAGGAGAUCUCUGAUAUCGUCUGGGAUUAUAAGGUUAAUGGGGUACGACGCCAUCAGUUUGAUGAUGAAGGUAUUAUUACCCUUAGAGACCCAGUUGAUUACAUGAGGAAAUCCAGCUGAUUGCGUGGAGGGUUAAAGCUGUGCUCUACUAAGGAGAGUUCACUGGCGUGGGUCCUGCAGUAAGUAAUGGUCAUUUCAGCUCCUUGUAUAUGUACCUGUGAAUAAGCAUGCUUAUUUACGUAAUCACUAAUUUAAUUUUACUUAAUAACUUGCAUUUAUUCAUAACCUCUUUGUUAGGCA